UCAUGAUGAAGAUUCCGUGUCUCGUUCACUUCUUUGGUAGGUCUCUUCGAGAAAGGAUCUUGUAUUUGCAAAUUAGUUCCCAAGUUGUACAAUUUAUUAGUGUUCCGUAUUUUUUCUAUAUUUCAACGGUAGAAAACUGCAAAGAAAAAGAAGAUGAGUUCAAGCCGAUAGGCGUUCACGCAUAGCCACGUUAGCGGCGAAUACGGAGCAAAAUGUAUUUAUACAAUUUCAUCCUACAACGUGCCACCGGCAUCACCCAUGCGGUGCAUGGCUGUUUCGCCGGAACUAAGCAGCAGGAGAUUUUACUCUCAAAGGGUAAAAGCUUAGAGUUGGUCCGACCGGAUCCAAACACCGGCAAGGUGCACACGUUGCUGCAGACGGAAAUUUUCGGUGUCGUGCGUUCGCUGAUGUCCUUCCGGUUGACGGGAGGAACUAAAGAUUAUGCCGUUGUCGGAUCUGAUUCGGGCCGUAUCGUUAUACUGGAGUAUAAUCCAACGAAAAAUCUGCUGGAAAAGGUUCAUCAGGAGACGUUCGGCAAGUCGGGAUGCCGACGAAUUGUGCCAGGGCAGUUUUUGGCGAUAGACCCAAAGGGUCGUGCUGUGAUGAUUGGUGCAGUCGAGAAGCAGAAGCUGGUCUACAUUCUGAAUCGUGAUUCGGAAGCGCGAUUAACUAUUUCUUCCCCACUGGAGGCACACAAGUCGAGUACUCUAACCUAUCACAUGGUUGGAGUUGAUGUUGGUUUUGAAAAUCCGAUGUUUGCUUGUUUGGAAAUCGAUUACGAAGAGGCAGAUUUGGAUCCCACAGGAGAAGCAGCCGCAAAAACGCAGCAAACCUUAACGUUUUAUGAGUUGGAUCUUGGACUGAAUCAUGUCGUUCGGAAGUACUCGGAACCGUUGGAAGAACACGCUAACUUUUUGAUAUCGGUGCCUGGAGGUAAUGACGGACCCUCGGGUGUACUGAUCUGCUCGGAAAAUUACUUGACUUAUAAAAAUCUUGGUGAUCAGCACGAUAUCCGCUGUCCGAUUCCUAGGAGGCGAAACGAUUUGGAUGAUCCCGAGAGAGGAAUGAUCUUCAUCUGCUCGGCAACGCACCGAACCAAAUCAAUGUACUUUUUCUUGGUUCAAACUGAACAGGGCGAUAUAUUCAAAGUUACGUUGGAAACCGAUGACGAUGUUGUUUCGGAGAUAAAAUUGAAAUACUUCGAUACGGUUCCUCCUGCGACCGCGAUGUGCGUGUUGAAAACGGGUUUCCUGUUCGUGGCUUGUGAUUUUGGCAAUCACUAUCUGUAUCAAAUCGCCCACCUUGGAGACGAUGACGAUGAGCCUGAGUUCAGUUCGGCAAUGCCUCUGGAGGAAGGCGACACUUUCUUCUUUGCUCCACGACCACUCAAAAAUUUGGUUAUGGUUGAUGAGAUCCAUUCGUAUGCCCCUAUUCUUGGCUGUCAAGUGGCGGAUUUGGCAAACGAAGACACCCCGCAGUUGUAUUUGGCGUGCGGCCGUGGUCCACGAUCAUCGAUCCGGGUACUUCGGCAUGGUUUAGAGGUUUCCGAGAUGGCCGUCUCCGAACUGCCCGGUAACCCCAAUGCAGUAUGGACCGUGAAGAAACGCGUUGAUGACGAGUUUGACGCGUAUAUCAUUGUGUCCUUCGUUAAUGCCACGCUGGUACUGAGCAUUGGCGAUACGGUCGAGGAAGUGACGGACAGUGGCUUCCUUGGAACGACACCGACCCUGUGUUGCUCCGCACUCGGGGAUGAUGCCCUGGUACAGGUCUAUCCGGAUGGUAUUCGACACAUCAGGGCGGAUAAACGUGUGAACGAGUGGAAGGCACCUGGUAAAAAGACUAUCAUGAAGUGCGCCGUCAAUCAGCGGCAGGUCGUGAUUGCGUUGUCCGGUGGCGAACUCGUGUAUUUCGAAAUGGAUCCGACCGGUCAGCUGAACGAAUACACGGAGCGCAAAAAGAUGCCGAGCGACGUUAUGUGUAUGGCCCUGGGUUCCGUUCCGGCCGGUGAACAACGCUCGUGGUUCCUGGCGGUCGGUUUAUCGGAUAACACCGUGCGAAUCAUCUCACUUGAUCCGAGCGAUUGUUUGUCACCGCGAUCGAUGCAGGCUCUUCCAUCGGCCGCUGAAUCGCUGUGUAUCGUCGAAAUGGGAACCGGGGAUAGCACCGAAGAAGGGGCCGUGUCAACCGCUGGUUGCAUCUACCUAAACAUCGGUCUCACCAACGGAGUGUUGCUAAGGACAGUGCUGGAUCCGGUGUCCGGAGACUUGGCAGACACGCGGACCAGAUACUUGGGAUCGCGUCCGGUUAAAUUGUUCCGUAUUAAGAUGCAGGGUUCGGAAGCUGUUCUAGCCAUGUCCAGUAGAACAUGGCUCAGCUAUUACUAUCAAAAUCGAUUCCAUUUAACGCCUCUGUCGUACGAAACGUUGGAAUAUGCGUCCGGAUUCUCGAGUGAACAAUGUUCCGAAGGUAUUGUGGCGAUCUCUACCAAUACGCUGAGAAUUUUGGCGUUGGAAAAAUUGGGGGCAGUUUUCAAUCAAAUUACAUUCCCUCUGGAGUACACUCCGAAGCGGUUCCUGAUUCACAACGAAACUGGAAAAUUGAUUAUCAGUGAAACGGAUCACAAUGCUUACACCGAAGAAACGAAAAAUGUUCGGAAGAAGCAGAUGGCGGAUGAGAUGCGGGAAGCCGCUGGAGAAGACGAGCAAGAGCUGGCAAACGAAAUGGCCGAUGCCUUCAUCAACGAGGUUCUGCCGGAAGAUAUUUUUUCAGCACCCAAGGCUGGCACCGGAAUGUGGGCAUCCCAAAUUAGAAUCAUGGACCCGAUUAACGGGCAUACCUAUUCCAAAGUACAGUUGGCUCAGAAUGAAGCGGUUAUGUCGAUGGCUCUGGUGAGGUUUGCCGUUGACCAAAAAUGGUACGUUGUUGCGGGUGUGGCGAAGGAUCUUCAGAUGAAUCCAAAAAUAGUCAGUGUAGGAUUCAUUGAUGUUUACAAAUAUGAUUUCCACACUCAUCAACUGGAACAUUACCAUCGAACAGAGAUUGACGAAGCUCCUGGGGCACUGUGUGGCUUCCAGGGUCGUGUGUUGGCUGGAGUUGGCCGCGUGCUGAGAGUUUAUGAUCUCGGCAAGAAGAAACUUCUGAGAAAGUGUGAAAAUAAACACAUUCCCAAUCAAAUCGUAAAUAUACAAUCGAUGGGAUCGAGGGUUUUCGUUUCUGACGUUCAAGAAUCGAUAUACUGUAUCAAGUACAAAAGAGCAGAAAAUCAGCUGAUUAUUUUCGCUGACGAUACCCAUCCCCGAUGGAUCACAACGUCAACCCUGUUAGACUACGAUACAGUUGCCACCGCGGACAAAUUCGGAAACGUGGCAAUUCUCCGAUUGCCUCACUCCGUCUCCGACGAUGUGGACGAGGAUCCAACAGGCAACAAGGCACUUUGGGAUCGAGGCCUUCUGAACGGAGCGUCCCAGAAGGCGGAAAACGUUUGCACAUUCCACUUGGGUGAAACGAUCAUGUCUCUGCAGAAGGCUACCCUCAUUCCGGGGGGUUCCGAGUCAUUGAUUUAUGCCACGAUGAGUGGAACCGUUGGGGCGUUGGUACCGUUCACAAGCCGGGAAGAUUACGACUUUUUCCAGCAUCUGGAAAUGCAUAUGCGCAACGAGAACACUCCACUGUGCGGAAGGGAUCACUUAAGCUACCGGAGCUACUACUAUCCGGUGAAGAACGUGAUGGACGGAGAUCUGUGCGAGCAGUUCACCUCGAUGGAUCCUGCCAAACAGAAAAGCAUCGCUUCAGAUCUGGGUCGGACGCCGAACGAAGUGGCCAAGAAGUUGGAAGAUAUUCGGACGAGAUAUGCGUUCUAAAGAGGGUAUUUUUGAAACGAGAAAAAAGAUUUUUUAACACAUGAACAACGUACUGAGGAAGAGAGAGAAAAAUGUUUUACAAACAACUGAUGGUGAUGAUUCUUUUGGUGGAAAAUCAUGUUUGAUGAUGAUGGUUCAACUGAUUUAAAUAAAAAAUAAUUGAACAAGUUCACAAUCAAUCGAUGUUAACGAUUCCAAUGAAAGGUGUAAAAAAUAGCUAAACAAGUUCACAAUCGAUGGUUUUGCUGACUGACAUAUAAAUAAAUUCAAGAAGGUGAGUUUUGUUUUAAGUUUGUUAAUAACCUUCGCGAACAUUUUUUUUCACAAUGAUGAUUGCUUAAAAUUUGACCUUUGGACACCUAAAAAAAUAACCUUGAUUAAAACUACGUUUUACAAGCACUGAUUUCUGUUUAUGUACGAUUGUGACAUUUAAAAUUUUCUUAUUCUAAUGAAACUAUCGUUUUUCAACUUUUUCGCAAACGUCGCAUCAAAAACUUCUGUGUACAGCAAUUAGAUUUGCUUCUGGAUAAAACGUGCAUUUCAAUUCUAUUCCUCCAGAAGUGAUUCCUCAUCAUGCUGCGAAUAAUUCAUCUAAAUAUUCCUUUUACGAUAUUCUAUCCUGAGAUUUCGGAAUUCGCCGAUUUGACUGAAAACAGCGAUCAAGAAUCACGCACUAACAAAAGUUGCUCUGCUUUCCUCGUUUCUUCUGGAAUUUCUGUGUGAUGCGAUUAAGGGUCGUUAUCAAACUCCUCAACUUCUUCAUUCGUGACCGGUAUUAGUAAUUUAAUUUGUGAGCUAAAGUUUCACGUUGUAGUGAACAAAAAAUCUAUACACUAUACACAACACUAUACCUGUAAAUUAUUAUCUGCAAAUAUAAUAUAACGUACGUUACAUGUACGAAGAAGUCGGAA
This is a messenger RNA of Toxorhynchites rutilus septentrionalis, 4771 nucleotides long. It is a transcript of the gene Sf3b3, whose product is annotated as splicing factor 3B subunit 3. Gene Ontology annotation, cellular component: U2 snRNP; nucleus. Gene Ontology annotation, biological process: mRNA splicing, via spliceosome. The record is from RefSeq and is a predicted model, not a curated record. NCBI's taxonomy places the organism in Eukaryota, Metazoa, Arthropoda, Insecta, Diptera, Culicidae. Gene Ontology annotation, molecular function: protein binding; U2 snRNA binding. The transcript is spliced from 15 exons. Bases 213 to 3860 code for a protein of 1215 amino acids.